AUGGUCAAUCUCCCGGCUCCCUUCAGCGACAUUUUGCGCUGCAAAUUACUUUUCAAGAAUCCCUCCGAGAUCGAAAGGCUUGAGCGACUGAGUACAUCGACUCCUGAAGUUGCGGCGUUCGAGGUGAGGGAGCAGGAACUGCAGCAAAAUGUCUUCUUCGACACUGUCAUCGUUGCCGCCGCGUCUGGUUCUACAGUACCCUCGGGGGCCGUCUUGAGGUUUAUGAGGAUAACCGCUGGCCAUCUUGGUCUUAGUGCUUCGGAUAUUAACGAGUCCAAUUUCGUGGUUGACGAUCGGUUCACAGGCCCUGCUUACGCAAGGGGGACCCUCUGA
Molecule: messenger RNA, 333 nt
Organism: Hyaloscypha bicolor E
Lineage: Eukaryota; Fungi; Ascomycota; Leotiomycetes; Helotiales; Hyaloscyphaceae
Exons: 2
Coding region: 1-333 (110 amino acids)
Source: RefSeq, a predicted model, not a curated record